AUGGAUCCAGUCAACAUUUUCCUCCUUGAGGAGGGAGAGGAUACUUCCGCGUUGCGCACAAGAAAUGCGGAUGGCCAACGGGCUCGGAAUAUGCUCAUCGACCGUGGUAAUUCCUUAAUUCUUCAGGCAGCACUCACAAGUGUCACACACGGAGACUUCACACCUGAUGGCGAUGGCGCUUCGCUACUUGUUUUCGAGUUCAAUUUCAUCGGCAAGGGUGACCGUAGGUUUACCAGUGGCCAGAUCACCAUCAGUUUCGAAGAUGCUAGCCAGUCCACCAUGAAUUGUCCCAUGAUCACAACGAUCUCGCCAUCGGGGAAACUGGCAAUCAACAAGACGACCUUCGCCCGAGACGUUCACCGUGGGUUCAACGCAAGCCUAGGAGGAGGGCCAGGUGUUGUGACCGGUGAGCUGGGAUUUAUCUGGGAGCAGUCCGAGAUAAGAGAGGAUAGCCAUGCAACGACUUUGGUUGGGCUGAAGCGUUCUCUUGGCGUGGGCGGAGGCAAGACCAACACUGUCAUUUGGAUACUAGAAGAGGACCCAAAAACUAAGGAGGGGAUACCCAGCUUCCUCCGAGGUGGUGUCCUGUUACGCCGGAGGGCCGACGUCCCAUUUAGAUUUACGAUUAAAGUCAAAUCCGAAGUUGAUUUCGCAGGAAAGCUACGCCGGCUGUUUGGGCGAGAGGAGCCGGAUCCAGUCGAUCCGGUUGAACUGGAUGGAGAGACCGACUUGGAUGGCCUUGGUAUUGGCAGACUUGACCCGGAGACACCGGGUCUCGAUUUGCAUAACAUGGGAAGCAUGGACGUGGCACAGCAUGCUCAUGUAGUCUUGGCGAGCCUGCUUAACGUUCCAGGAUAG
Messenger RNA from Fusarium musae, 858 nucleotides. RefSeq lists its product as uncharacterized. The record is from RefSeq and is a predicted model, not a curated record. NCBI's taxonomy places the organism in Eukaryota, Fungi, Ascomycota, Sordariomycetes, Hypocreales, Nectriaceae. Bases 1 to 858 code for a protein of 285 amino acids. The transcript has a single exon.